CCGCUGGUGUAAUAUGCUAAUUUAGACCAGCCUGAAUCAAUACAAGCACCAUUCAGUGUGUGCGUGUGCCUCGUGUGUCUAUUCUUUAAAGCAGACGCUUGGUUUAUGUGUAGCCGGGGAACAGAGGGCGUGUCGACAAUACAGCGCCGUACUCAAGGGUGCCAAUAAAUUCAAUAAUGACGCAAGUUAGCCCACCCAGCACAAUACGUCGGAUGGCACUGAGGCGUCCUUAGUGAUGUAUGGACCUCCGGCGCGACGCGUUGUUUAUGGCGGAUCUUCUGCAUAGCGCACGGGCCGUAUUAAUGCGCGAGCUGUCCAUGGUGCUGAAUAUUUGCUAUUAUAGCCAUUGUUUAUUUAGACUCGUGUGGUUUUUCUGUACGUAGUUUUGUUGUACAUUGCAGAUAUUUAAACAAUGUCAAGAUUAUACAGUAUAGGCGGCUACAUCUGAUAAUGCAUAAAUUAUUUUUAUUACAAAAUUUUACACUUACGAUGAAAUCCUAAACUGCACGUUUAUGAACGCUAGCAAUCGAUCGGUCACAGCUCCAGUAAUAUCGUCAUGCCGCCUGUUCGCUGUCCACGAAUGGCUGUGCUGCAAUAGCUGGAUAUUGAACACCAUGAUGUGCGACCGAAGAAGAGUUGCAAAGCAAUGAUGUCAUAGUUUUAAGUAGGAGCCACGGGAGAGCAUAUGGUUCGUACCCGCCGCCGAAAGGAAGUGUUGCUUUGUUAUGAGCAGGCGGCGCUGUAGCUGGCGGAAGAGGAGGUCGCCCAGCCCAGUGUCUCUUCGCCUGGAAUAGAGAAGCCGAGGAGAAGACGCGCGGAAAACGGGAAAACGAGUGCUGCUAUAAUGGCCGCUAAAUCUGACGGGGUGCUGAAGAUGAAGAAGAGCGACGUAGCAUUCACGCCUUUGCAGAAUUCCGAUCACUCGGGUUCGGUCCAAGGGCUCGCUCCGGGAUCGCAGCCGGAUUCGGGAACCGGAGAGCCGGACUUCGUCAACGGGGAGUCGCGCUGCUGUGGCUCCAAUUCGACGUGCCUGCGCCUCGACAGGGAGCAGCUGAAAUACACGGUGUGGGACUGUCUGUGGAUCCUCGCCGCAGUGGCGGUGUAUCUCGCCGAUGUGGGCACGGACAUUUGGCUUUCCGUCGACUAUUACCUCCGCAGCGACUACUGGUGGUUCGGGCUAACGUUGUUUUUCGUGGUGCUCGGCUCGUUCUCCGUGCAGGUCUUCAGCUUUAGGUGGUUCGUUAAUGAUUUCAGCACCGAGGAGAGCGGCGGCGGUGGUGCUGGUGGCGCUCCGGGCUGCUCGCACAUGGACGGGAAGCUGCUCAGCGGCUCUGCUUCACAUGGAGACGUGGGAGCCCACCCGUCUACACCUCAAAGGCAGGCAUCCACUGCCAGCAAGAGCAACACCACGACCAAUAGCACCAACAGCGCUACUGCAGCCCGGAAUAGUAAGACACGCUCGGCGUCCUGUUCCCUCUGUAUCUGGCUGUUGCAGUCCGUCAUUCACAUCUUACAACUCGGACAGAUCUGGAGGUACUUCCACGCCAUCUACCUGGGCAUCAGGAGCAGGCAAAGCGGAGAUAAUGACAGCUGGAGGUUUUACUGGAGAAUGGUGUACGAGUAUGCCGAUGUCAGCAUGCUCCACCUGCUGGCUACGUUCCUAGAGAGCGCCCCUCAACUUGUGCUCCAACUCUGUAUCAUCAUACAGACUCACAAGCUCCAGGCUGUACAAGGAAUGACAGCGGCUGCUUCCCUAGUGUCACUGGCCUGGGCGCUCGCCUCCUACCAGAAGGCCUUGCGCGAUUCCCGCGACGACAAGAAGCCCAUCAGCUACCUUGCGGUCAUCAUUCAGUUCUGCUGGCAUUUCUUCACCAUCGCAGCUCGGGUGGUGACCUUCGCUCUCUUUGCCUCCGUGUUCCAGCUCUACUUCGGCAUCUUCAUCGUGCUCCACUGGUGCAUCAUGACCUUCUGGAUCGUGCACUGUGAGACGGAGUUCUGCAUCACCAAGUGGGAGGAGAUCGUCUUUGACAUGGUGGUGGGCAUCAUCUACAUCUUCAGCUGGUUCAAUGUGAAGGAGGGCCAUACCCGCUGCCGCCUCUUCAUCUACUACUUCAUGAUCCUGCUGGAGAACACGGCCCUGAGCACGCUGUGGUACCUGUACCGCUCGCCGCCCAGCACGGACGCCUUCGCCGUGCCCGCCCUCUGCGUCAUCUUCUCCAGCUUCUUCACCGGCAUCGUCUUCAUGCUCAUGUACUACGCUUUCUUCCAUCCCAACGGUCCGCGCUUCGGCCGCUCCGCCAGCCUGGUCCAGCUCGAGGACCCCACCGCCACCUUCGCGCUGCCGCCCGAGGGCGCCACCAACUCUCUGCGCUCCAACCGCGGAGGAACGCUGGCCAGGGACGCUGACCGCGAGGCCAAAUACAGCGAGAGAGACGGAUGCGUACCUGUCUUUCAGGUGCGGCCCACCGCCCCGUCCACUCCCUCUUCCCGUGCCCCGCGCCUGGAGGAGACGGUCAUUAAAAUAGACUUGUGCAGGAACCGGUACCCUGCCUGGGAGAGGCACGUGUUGGACAGGAGUAUACGUAAAGCCAUCCUGGCCAUCGACUCGUCCCCCACUCCGCCCCGCCUCCAGUAUAAAGACGACACACUCAUUCAAGAGCGUCUGGAGUACGAGACCACCUUGUAGCCUGCGCUGGGGAGACACAAAAACCACCAUCCACUUUAAUAAACAGCAGGCCUGUGGCAAUAAAGUUCCUAGUUCUCCGCGUGGAGUGAAUAGCAUCGAGCCAUGAUGUUGAUUGUCAUGGACAAAAGCAUAUAGGCAUUGUGUAUUGUGGAUGGGAAAAUAAUCAAUCUUUUUUAAGCAGUUCUCUUUUUCGGUUAACGUAACGGUUUCUUUUUUAUUACUUCCGUCUAGUCAGGGAAUAUCUGGGUUUUUAUGAAGACAUCGUCAACCGCUCAAUACUUCUGGGUGUUCGAGGGUACGAGUUCGAACUUGAUCUAGUUUAGUUCACAAUAGCGUAAUUGCAAACAGAGCCUGAAAUCGACCACACAAACGCCGACGCCGUACAUCUACCUAUCGCACCGGAGAUACGAUGUUUAAGAAAUUGCUGAUCGGACAUCUUUGCCAGGGUGCUGAAUCUUAUUAGUUCUGUCUCAUCAGCAGUUCUUUACCAGUGCCAAACGUCUGACUCCAAACCGAACUAUGGGUCUCUGUAAAUAUAAACAGGGCAGCAUUUCAACCAUCUACUUGAAUCCUGUACAAAGAAAAUAAAGAGUAGUAUGUGAUCAUCACACGCUCAAUUCAAGCCACACGGGACGGCGAGAACGCGAGAUUGUUUUCUUCCGUCGAGGAGAAGGCAAUAGGCCAAGAAAACACUUCCUGGCAGCUCCCAUUGGCAACCCAGCCUCAUUCACUGCUGUGGGCUGAUAAGGAUCUGUCUGGUUCACAGCAAACACACGUGCGCCGAGAGAGUGGGAGACAUGGCAAUCCACAGCGGCCGACAAACUGCACUCGACACAACCUGGAUGCAUUUCAUCUUCUGGGUAAAAGAUGCAGCGUUCUUAUGGGCUGGGCAGUGUCCGUGAGAUUGGUACUAUAUAUCUCCUGUUCAAGCGGUAAAGUGAGAGAGCACACAUAGACAAUAAAAGGGGCAUCUUUCAUCACCUCAAAAUGCAUCUGGGAAAACUGUGGAUGUGUACCAUGUUGUUUUUGAUUUUCCAGUCUUUAAAACUAGCCCUCCACAAAUCAGAGAUGUCAGGGAUAAGCAGAGAGCACAGUGCUCUGUGAUCGAUGCUCCAGAUCCACAGAUGGCUAAAAGAACACCGUAUCUUUAAAUCUGCCAAAAGCAUCCUUUUAAUAUGAAAGUGUUGGAGUUGUAAACGUUCUGUUCAGUUGCUGUCUUUUAAUUGAGCAUUUAUGUAGGUGAAAACACGAUAAAAGAAAACGAGCACAAAUCGUGUCACAAGAAGAAAUUUCAGCACAACGAGGGAGGUUUUUUGGUUAUUGUUAUACUGAUGUUGAGAAGCAAAGUAGAAACGAUUGAAAAUUUCACAGCGACAAAAGCUAGAUGUGCCUGUUUGCUGUUGAAAGUGUGAAGAAAUGCGUGGGACAUUUUACAUGACAUUUUUUCGCUUCAUGUUUUUCUUUUUUUUGUUAUUGUUGAUGGAUUUGAACAUGUGUCUUACAAGAUGCGUAAUGGCAUUAACUGUUUGGAAAUGACUGAUAUAAGAUAGAUACUUGGUAUAACAUGGUUGGUCAAAUUUGAGCUGUAAUUCGGGUUUUAUUGUAGCUCCUGAGAUGCUUAUAAUCAGUGUCCAACCAUUACCUGAAAGUUUUGUUUUUGUUUGUCACAGAUAAACGUGGACAAACAUCCUAAUUGUGUUGUGCAUCAUAAAAAAGAACAAAAUAAGCACAAUUUAGAUGCUUUCGUAUGAAAACCACAGUGAAACGUACGGUAGGCUGUGCAUAUUUGAGCUAUUUUGCUAUUUUCCUAUUUUGUCAGCUUUUCUUCCAGACGCGUCAUAUAGUUUAAUUUUUCUGCGUGAUGGAUGAUGAUGGUAUUUUGUCUUUUGGCAACAUUUUUUUUCCAAACAGCCUCUCUAUUAGAGCCCUCCGUCAGAGCACACAAAAAAACUUGUCUUAGCACACCAAUUAGGCAAUUUUCUCAUUCAAAUCGCUGCACCACCUACACGCGAGCAGUUUUGAAGGAAGACAAGUGAUUUAUAAGACACCUCUGUAAUAUUAUAUUUCUAUAUAUGAUCUUCCUGUGGUGAUCUUUCCUCGCUUUUUGGGUUGCAUACAUGGAAAUAAUCCAUAAACAUGAUAUUCCAGAGUGCAUACUGCAUUGGAUUUAAAGGGAUAGUUCACUCAAAAAUGAAAAUUCUGUCAUCAUUUACAUACCGUUUUUUUUAUAUCUUGGCUGGUGCUGCGUCUUAUAGUCAGGUGCGCCUUGUAAGUCAGUAUGAAUUAAUUUUGACAAUUAUGAGGCAAGAGACAUCAUUACCGUCUACUGCUUUCCAGAUUAAAUGUCUGUUCUUCGGCUCAGAUUUUUUAAAAUAAUUUUCUAAAUAAACGCGAUAUAUAAGCAGUAACAACAUAAACAAGCGGCUGUCGCGGUCCGCACAUAACUUCCGGUAAACUCCGCUAAGAAUAAAUAACAACAAAGUUCUUUAAAUGUGGUUUAUUUAUAUAACAUGCAAAAAACAACAACACAUAGAUUAUCUAGGAAACCAAAACAUAAGUUAUUUUCGACGAGGCAUUUUUUCAAGAGUUCAGUUUAGCAACUAGUCAGACUACUAAAAAAACUAAACCGGAAGUAAGGUUCGGAUCCAGACGUGUAUCACAUAAACAAGCGGCUUUCGUGGUCCUCACGUAACUUCCGGUAAAGUCUGCUAAGAAUAAAUAACAACAAAGUACUUUAAACGUAGUUUAUUUAUAUAACAAGCAAAAUAAACUACACGUAGAUUACAUAGGAAACAAAAAAAAUAAUUUCGACGAGGUAUUUGUUCAAGAGUUCAGUUUAGCAACUAGUCAGACCAUUAAAAAACUGAAACCGGAAGUAAAGUUCGGACUAGAUGCGUAUCGCGCCACCGCACGUAGGUCCGAUGAAACCGUCCAUAGUCCACUGCGACUUAUAUAUGUUAUUUCGUCUUAAUGACGCAUUUUUUUAUAAUUAUGCGACUUAUAGUCCGGAAAAUACGGUGUCCUCAUGUUGUUCUAAACCUGUAUGAGUUUCUUUUUUCUGAUGAACACAAAAGAAGAUAUUUUGAGAAAUGAUUGUAAACACACAGCAUAUAGUGUCCAUUGACUUCCAUAGUAGGAAAGAAAUAUUUUGGAAGUAUCGUGAUAAAUGAUGAAGAAAAUAUUUUGAUAAAUGAUGGAAAGCACACAGUUGACGGUACGCAUUAAAUUCCAUCAUAUUUUUUUAUUCCUACUAUGGAAGUCAAUGGACACUAUCUGCUGUGUGUUUACCAAAAUAUCUUAUUUUGUGUUGAUCAGAAAAAAAGAAAUUCAUACAGGUUUUAAACAACAUGAGAAUGAGAAAAUGAUGACAGAAUUUUCAUUUUUGGGUGAACUGUCCCUUUGAGCGAACAUCAUGCCAACAUUAGAUGUGAUAUAAAGUCCUGACUUGUCUACAGAAAUCAACAGCGGCUUUCAUUUAUCUUUACAGUACAUUCAGCCAUUUACCAGGUGCAAGGUCUGAAUUAUAAUGUUAAAAUAUGCCAUUUAAAAAAACGUGAUGCAAAGAGAUGGAGAGCAAAUCAAGCUAUUGCAGAUUAAGUCUCAUUAUUCAAAAGGAUGUGCAGGAAUCCAGGCUGAUGUCUGAAUGCUGUCUAGUUAGAAAUAUACUGUAUAUUGUUCAAUUUCCAUCAUUUUUAUAUUUGAUAUAAAAGGGUGAGAGAUGCAUACUUGUGAUAGUUUAACAUGGAGGUGACAGAAACUUUAUUUAAACUAAUCAUAGCAUUACAGCAAAACUAUGUAUCUUUGUUUUGCACUUCCAACGUAUGUUUAGGUUUAUAUAUAGAUAUAUAUAUGUGUGUAUUCAUUAAGCAUUCCUCCACUCUGGAAAAAAUAUUAAUUCAUACCAAUAACCUACCUCAAAGCGGUAUUUUAAACAGAUCAUUCUCCACCUGUAUUGCAGUGAAGUUGAAUGAGUUGAAGGCUGUUCUGUUUAUUACCAGUCCAAAAGUACACUCUUAGUUAAAAGGUACAAAAGCUGUCACUGAGGGAAGUACCCUUUCAAAAAGUACCUAACGGGUGCAUAUUUGUACCUCAAAGGCCUAAAUGGUUUAUAAGAGGACCUUUUAAAGAGUGCAGACUCGUUGACAGCUUUUGUACCUUUUUCUGACAGUGUAGAGAUGAGCUCUUAACCAGGACUUCUAGUACAACUACACACAGCAGCCAGGGGAAAACAUUAAAUUCAUGUUGCAUUCAUGCAAGCUACUUCUCUUUCAUUUGCCUUAAGCAACGAUCGCCUUUUUGUGGAUUAAUGUUUUAUGUUUUUGUUAUUUAUUUGUCUGUAUCAUACCCACAAUGCUCUGGUUACUGUCAUGGCAGUAUGAUGUUGAAUACUUAUUGUGGUUUGGAAACGGUUCAAGGUGCAAACAAAGAAAGCAGAGAAAACAAAAAUGCAUAUGCAGACAAACAAUCAAAAUGACAACCCACACUGUUAGUUUGUUAAUAUCAUAGGUCAUGUUAUAAUAUUUUGAAUUGAACGUUUUGAAACUAACAAAGUGGCACUUGUUUCAUAGACUGAGUUUCAUGUCAUUGUACAUCAGAAAAGAUUUCUGAUGUUUUCUUUCUCAAAAAAAAACAAAACAAAACGAAACAAAUCGAUGGUCACCUGUAGACAUACAGUAGAUGCUUAGAUGAAUUAGAAUGCCAUAGAUGUGAGGGUGGGGGCUAGAACAUUUAGAUAAUUGGUGGUUAAUAAUAAAGCACGAUAUAUUAGUACAAGCACAGUCAUUUAAUGAACUCGACAAUAAAGAUGGCAUUCAGUUCAACUUUCAGAUAUGAUGUACAGACUUUACUGGCAUUUCAACAGUUGUGACAGAAGUUUAAUAGUGAAUUGCAAAAGGCUAUUUAACUGUAAAUAAAUGUAUGCAAAUGUACAUGUGUAAAAGAACAUUCCUCUCCGAGUCCCGAUUGUGAAGGGUGUCUAUUGACUAGAGAUUGGUGCCACGAGAUGGCAGUUACAUACAGACAUAUACAGAUAAACCUAGUGUGGUGUAUGUGAUGUAUUAAAUGACGUAAAAAGCAAAAAACAAAAAAACUGUUUAUUAUCGGUCUCUUAAGUAAGUUGUAUUGUGUGAUGAACGUCUGAAGUGCGUAAAAUGCAUCAAAUCUGUUAUCUAAUUUUAUUGUAAAUUGAAGAGUAAAGCAAAAGAACGUUACAUUUUUGUACAUAUUGGAUUUUUGUAAAUUUUUAUUUGAUCCUAAUGCAACACAAAGUACCAAAUUCAUUUAAUAAAGUACACUGUGGUCAUUU
Misgurnus anguillicaudatus (oriental weatherfish) is the source of this 7991-nucleotide messenger RNA. RefSeq names its product XK related 4 (gene xkr4). Lineage: Eukaryota; Metazoa; Chordata; Actinopteri; Cypriniformes; Cobitidae. Gene Ontology annotation, biological process: phosphatidylserine exposure on apoptotic cell surface; apoptotic process involved in development; engulfment of apoptotic cell. The record is from RefSeq and is a predicted model, not a curated record. Gene Ontology annotation, cellular component: plasma membrane.